UGGUAAAGUUUGAAUACUAGACCAGAGAAUUAGCUAUGCUUAAUCCAUCAUAAAUUAAAAUGGUUUACAAGAAAACAUCCUUAAUUGUCUAAUCACUUAUGUGCAAAAAAUAGGGUUGAUUAAUCUCAUCAAUAUAAAAUUUACAUCAAUCCACGUCUUGAUAUCGUGCAAUCAAUUACGAAGCAACGUGAGUACUAGUUAAUUAGUGAUCACCACAUCCAAAACUAUGUAUACCAUCAAAUCUUAUAUAAACACAUUCUCGACACCAUUAUCGAUCUCCCAUCUUUCUACAACACAUUCUCAUAGGAUUGUAGUCAUUUUGGGACGAAAUGGCAACCCACCAUUCCACUUUCAUGUCCCUUAUUAUGUUAUCCUUGCUAGUUAUUGCAUCUGCUAGAGAGUUUGGUGCUUAUACUCCAUCACCGGAAUAUCCUGCCUCCCCAAGCUAUACCCCCGCAGAUGAAUACACUCCAACCCCAUCUUACAACCCAUCUCCAAUAGAUGAAUCGACAGAAUAUACACCCUCUCCGGAUUAUAGCUCGUCACCGAUUUAUAAGUCGGGGGAAUACGCUUCAUCCCCUGAGUACAAGUCACCAGAAUAUGCAACAACCCCAGAGUAUAAGACACCAGAAUAUACACAUACACCAUCAUCAGAAUACACGUCACCGGAAUACGCCCCAUCCCCAGAGUAUAAGUCACCAGAAUACGGAUCAUCCCAAGAGUACAAGUCACCAGAAUACACCCCAUCCCCAGAGUAUAAGUACAAGUCACUAGAGUACACCCCAUCUUCGGUGUACAAGUCGCCAGAAUAUACCCCAUCUCCCUCUUAUAGUGCAUCUCCAAUCUAUAAUUCACCAGGAAUAGGAUACACUUCAUCUCCAUCUUACAGCUCGUCCCCGGUAUACAAGUCUCCGGAAGCUUACAACCCAUCUCUAUCGUACAAAUCUCCAAAAUACCCCCCAUCCCCAUCUUACAGUCCCUCCCCAAUGUACAAGUCGCCUGGAUACACCCCAUCCCCAUCUUACAGCUCAUCCCCAGUGUACAAGUCACCCGAAUAUACCCCAUACGUAUCAUACGGUUCAUCACCAGUUUACAAGUCUCCUACAUAUACUCCAUCUUACAAUCUCUCCCCCACGUACAAGCCGACAAAAUACACACAAUCCCCAUCUUACAACCCUUCCCCAGUGUAUAAGUCCCCUAAAUAUACCCCAUCUAUAUCUUACAAGUCCCCGUCUUAUAGUCAAUCUCCAAACUACGACACUCCAAUUUACAAUCCAUCAGUAAACACUCCCACAUAUAAGUCUCCUGAGUAUACUCCAUGUCCCGUAAACUUAAACCCAGACUACUCUCCAUCUUCAGUUUAUGAACCUCCAAACCCACCUGCAUAUGUUUAUUCACCAAUUUAUACUCCAUCUUCGACCUAUAACUCUCCUCUGUACAACCCAUCCCCAUCAUAUGUAUACAAGUCUCCCGUUUAUGGACAAUCUCCUGUUUACAAUAAUCCCAUCUACAGCCCAUCCUACAAGUCUCCAGAAUACACCUCAUCUCCAUCUUACACCGAAUCUUCGACAUACAAGUCUCCAGAAUAUACCCCAUCCCCAUCUUACAACCCAUCUCCGGUUUACAAGUCUACGGAAUACACCCCAUCUCCUGUGUAUGAUCAGUCACCGGAGUACACUCCAUCCCCAGCUUACUAAUCUCCAUCUUCCACUACAUCAUAUUGCACUUUCCAUCAUUAACUUACAAGUAUAGUAUCUGCUGUCCAUCAAUUGCUUACAAAUCCUCAUAUCCUAAUUCCUACACAUGGUUACCAAUUUUAUUGGACCACAAUUACUAAUUAAGUAACAUUACAAAUUCAUAUUUUGUAAAUCUUGUUCAUGUGUCGAAGAUUGAGUUCUCUGUUAACGUGUUAUAUUUAUUUAUCGCACUCUUUCUUACAAUAACAAAACUAUUUAUCAUAUUUGCCUUAUUUUUGAUAAAUGUCCGCAUGCUACUUAAGUUAUUGCUACAAUGAAUUAAACAUGCUGACCUAACUGAUUAAGAAAUCCAAUACAGCUAGUAUAUGAAGUACGACUUCAUUAGUUCGUAGUGUGUAGUCUUUGACGUUAGUACGUACACGUAAAAUCUAUUGGAAUCGUACGGUUGCGUACCUUUAUGCAAUAAUACACUUUUAAAAAUCCAUUUAGGGAGUAUAUUAUAAUUACAUGUCUUCUUGUAUCUGAACGUUCAGAAUUAAAAUAGUUAGAUGAUGUGUGGAAAAAACUCAUAAUAAAUUAAUAAAGGAAAAAUAAUAAUGGCAUUAUUUUCAGUCAAUCUCACAAAUGACGACCUUUUAAUUUGAUCUCUUUUCGAACAAAUAUUAUUGUAUUAAUGUUAAAAGAUUUUAUAUGGCAUUAAACUUGUACGAACAAAACAAUAUGUUUUUCUUUCACAUUUUCAUUUCUCUAUUUUCUGCAAAUUGUUUUUUUUUUUGGACAUAAACUUAAUUUUAUGUGUAACAAUGCUACGUAAUUCCCAAAAUCAAAUAUUAAAUAGACCUUAAAAGAUCAAAUUGGUUGUUUAACAAAUAUUAGACGAGAUAAAAAAAUUUAAGGAAAACUAAGAAAAGUCGUUGAAAAUUUAACUAGUAUAUUUAAAUAAUUCAUUGAAACAUAUGGCAUCAAAAAAUAUCAUUACCAAUCGAGAAGAAUGCGAUGAAAAUAAAGCUAAGCAAGCAAUUAGAGAAAGGUGCAUGACUUUCAAAUAAAAUUGGUGUUAGGAAAUUAUGCAACUUUCCUUAUGAAUCAGAUUAGUAGGAAUAACAAUAA
Molecule: messenger RNA, 2807 nt
Organism: Spinacia oleracea (spinach)
Lineage: Eukaryota; Viridiplantae; Streptophyta; Magnoliopsida; Caryophyllales; Amaranthaceae
Exons: 1
Coding region: 330-1697 (455 amino acids)
Source: RefSeq, a predicted model, not a curated record